GCCGGAGUAGAUUUGCAUAGCGGGCUGGAGUUGGAGUAUUGUGUGAUCGCGCUGAGGUUAGGGUGUGGCAGGUUCAUACGCAGGUCUGAAGCUUAUAGGAUACACACAGGGUUUCGUCAUAUACAAACUGCUGGCGGUUUGGAACAAGACAUCAUGGAGAAACUUGCAGCUUUUAUUUUCGUCCUGGUGUGCUGCACGUAUGUUGAGGGACAGACAACGCCGAAUACAACAAUAGCAACAACCAACGUUACGAAUACGACUGCUAGUGCUACUGCUGCAACAACUAACGGUACACAAAAUGCUACUACCGAAGCAAUGGCAACUACAGUGGUGGUAUCUACUGUGGUAGCAACAACACAACAGAAUACCACAACUGCAGCGCAACCAACAACUGGAGGUAAUACAACUGCUGCAGGUGCUACACCUGCAGGAAACACAACAGCAUCAGUGGCACCUACAGCUGCAGCAAGCACAUCUGUAGCAAGUACAGCUAAUAUAAGUACAGCUGCAGCAGCUACAACUCAGCUAUCUACAGAUGCUGCUGCAACCACCAAUGCAACUACCACGACCAAGAAAACCACUGUCAUGGCAACGACCACACCCCUUGUCACAACUACAGAAGUGGAUCUGUGCUUGACCGCUCCCUGCCAGCAUGGCGGCAACUGCUCGAAGGUUCCUGGUGGAUACAUGUGUGACUGCACUGGGACUGGCUACACGGGCAAGAACUGCACUGAAGACGUGGAUGAGUGCCAGACAGGUGGCCACAUGUGCGACGGCAACGCCACCUGCACAAACACUGUGGGAAGUUACAACUGCAGCUGUAACAGUGGUUACGAUGGUGACGGGAUGAACUGCACAGACAUCAACGAAUGUAAUGAAAUGAACGUUUGUCACCCCACACUGGCUACCUGCCAUAAUACCCCUGGAUCGUACCAUUGUGACUGCAAGGAGGGGCAGAUAGGCAACGGCACAUACUGUGAAGAUGUUGACGAGUGCGCCUUUGGUAUUGAUGCCUGUGACGUUCAUGCGACAUGUAAUAAUACAGACGGGAACUACACCUGUACCUGUAUUGCUGGGCACGAUGGUGAUGGUUUCAACUGCACAGAUAUUGACGAGUGCUCUACCAGCACCCACACCUGCCACGCCCAUGCCACCUGUGUGAACACUGAGGGGAGCUUCACUUGCGAGUGUAAUGAUGGUUAUGCCAGAAAUGGUACAGAGUGUGUAGAUGUUGACGAGUGCUUCCUUGGUACAGACGCGUGCCAGUUUAUCUGUGAAAACACAGACGGGUCCUACACAUGCAGGUGCCCCGAUGACUACAUACUUGAAGCUGACAACACAACCUGUGCGCUGAACGGGACAUGUGGGGUCACAUGUAAUAACCCAGCAUACUGCGUUGUGGGAGAGAACAGCACAAGCACAUGUGCCUGUCCGCAGGGCUAUGUCCUGGAGGGUGGAGUCAACUGUGAAGACAUUGACGAGUGUUCAAACAGUUCACUCCACAUGUGUGACCCUGACGGUGGUAGAUGCGUGAAUACGGAGGGUGGGUACAGCUGCGAAUGUGAUGCUGGGUUCACUCUACAGGCCGAUGGGACAACUUGCCAAGACGAUGAUGAAUGUACAACUGUGUGCAAGAACGGAGACUGUAUUAACGUGCCUGGGAGCUUCAACUGUUCCUGUAAUACUGGCUAUCAGUACAACCCAACAACUCAGAACUGUGAUGAUGUAAAUGAGUGUGAAGAGCAGGCAACAGACUGUGGUGAGAACCAGAAAUGUGAGAAUCUGAUGGGGAACUACACUUGUUCGUGUCUACCAGGCUUCUACAGAAAGGGCGGAAACUGUUACAAAGCAACGAACGCAUUCGAAGGUCAGAUUGAGUUUGAAGACACCUUCAUACCUGAACUUGCUGACCCUGCCACACAAGCAUUCAGAGACAAGGCAGCCUUGGUGGAGGCAGAGCUUGACAAGUUCUUCAGGCCAAGAUACACAAAUACUUUUGAAGGGGUUCAAGUGAAGGCUUUCAGAUCAGGCAGCGUAGUUGCUGAAUACGACUUGCUGUUUGCCGUGCCACCUGGCCAGACCGCCACCCUGACUGCUGAAAAUCUGCACACAGAACUGACCACCGAGCUGCGACGGAGCUGUACAACGGCUAAUGGACAGACGUUCUGCCAACUUGGAGACUUGAGUGGAGUUGAUCUUGAAGGAACCAGAGUUGAAGACCUGAAUGAGUGUGCCUCCCCCGAUAGCCACCAGUGCCCAGCCAACACUGACUGUGUGAAUAUUGACGGCGGGUAUCGCUGUGCCUGUAAAGCCGGAUACCAGCCUGACCCUACUCUACAAGCUGUGGAUGGGAAAGAGUUCUGCAUAGCACUGGACCCAUGUGAAGACAACCCGUGCCAGGACACUGAGUACUGCUAUCUGAAAGAAGACAGAACCUCAGAAUGCAAAGAAUGCCCGUGCUUGAACGGAGGAACUUGUGUGACCGUCCGAAGGGGUGACAAUUACCACUACUCAUGCAGAUGUCCAGGAGGUUACUCAGGAGAUGAGUGUGGAAGCCAAACAGUGUUCUUCAUCACCACCAUCGCCUGUGCGGCCGGGGCGGGGCUUUUCCUGAUCAUUCUGAUCAUCAUAGCCGUGUGUGCCUGCUGCAGGAGGAAGGACAAAAGUCAAAGUAAUGGUGCAUUGCAUCAUGGGGUUGAGUCGUAUGGGGAUGGAGGGUGGAGGCCGGGGAAGCUACGAGCGAACUUUGACCUAGACAAACACAUGGAAAUGCAGGAAACAGAGCCGAAGCAUCGGCUGAGCGGAGACGAGGCGGCGGACGGUGCCACCACGUUCGGGAGUGGACACACCAACAAGGCAGCAACCGGGGACGACGGCAAACAACUGGACAUGGAUUACUUCUAGCAUAUCUGGAGAUAGAUUAACAACACUAUCUGUCUUCUCACUAUAGUCAAUGGUGCCAAUAUUAAUGCUAAUGCUAGUUCACCUUAAUCUGGGGGUAGCCUAUAUCCGUUGUUUUUAAAAUCAGUAUUUAGGGAUGUCAAGUCAACGUACAGUGGUUUUAUAUGCAGUGGAUGUAGGUUAACCUGCAGAUAAAGGUGUAUUAGCAUUGUAUUCAGACACGUUGAUCUGUCAAUUUAUUUUCAAUGUUUUAUAACUAUAAAACUGACACUCAAGGCUGGUCUGAUCUACCUCUAUCUUGUUUUAAGUUCAAAUAAGAUGGCAGUGAAAAACUGAACGGUUUUCAUGAAAUGACGACCGGACCUUUUUCAGUGACAGGCUCCAAACCAGAAUUGCUUUCUUUGGUUUACAUGCAGGUUUGAGAGAAACACAUAGCAACUAGACAUAUUUUCUUUUUCAUUAUUUUGGUCAAAUUAUCUUUAAUUCUAUGCACAUUAUAAUCAGAGCUUCCAUAGGACUCACAUUUGAUUGACACUUAGUGUUACAAUGUUGAAUUCUAAAUGCAAAAGUUUCCAUUGAAAACACAGUCACGUGGUUACUACUUAAAGUUUCUGACAGCAUACAUUUUGCUUCAACCUGUCCUUAAGAGCUGUCCUUAUUAUUUCAUUUUUUCUGAUAGCAACUUUUCAAGCACAAUGAAAAUCUUAUUCUGAUUUUGGUUCGAAUCAUAGCUAGGUCCAGUGUAGCAAAAAUGAAGAAUAUUAGAGUUUCUUUUUCAAUUUCAUGCUUUAAAGACAGUUUUUCGCAUCUUACCCCUUUGUCGUAAUUGCUUAUAAUUCAAAGUCCAACUGGCACUUAGAUAAAUGGAAUGGGAAAAAAAUGUGCAAGUGUGCCAAUGUUUGGAAGUGACCAUUGCAAUAUCUACAGCUUUACAUGACAUGCCUGUAUCAUGUACAGUGUAGUUGGUGCAAAGAUAAUUAGCAGGUUGUUAAAGGAGUUAAACUCACUUUCAAAUUGAUUAUUUUGUAAAAGCUUCCCUAUGGAACACAGUUAAAUCAAUGGCGUUUUGGUGCCAACUUUUUCUUGGAGAUAUAAAAUCUGCUUAGCCAAAUAGUCUUGUUUAGAGGGUUUAAUGAUUGUACAGAUGAUAUAAAAUAUGCAAUGAUCUUUGGGGUGUCUUCCACAUGUGAAGCAAUGUAGCCAGGCUGUGCUAUUCACAUGAUAUCUGUUUUCUACGGUGAUUGGAUGAAAUCCAUGGUUUUACUUUGUGUGUACAGUAGUUCAAAAUUAUCUUCUUCCCCUGGUAACUGUCAUCUGUUGGUUAAGUCCCUGUGGAUAAUAUGUCAAGUUGUCAACCCCCUAUCCCACCUGGUUAGCAGUUUGUAAUGAGGUUUAAGGAGAUGGGAAAAGGUGUCACAAGUGCCAGUGUUACAGUAGUCCAUAUCCUCUUCUAAACUGUCAGCUGUUUAGUGAAGUCCCUGUAGAUAAUAUGUCAAGUUGUCAACCCCCUAUCCCACAUGGUUAUAGUAUAAAGUGAAGAGAUGGGAAAAGGUGUCACAAGUGCCAGUAGUGUAAACAUUGUACUUAGUGCCUGUGUCAUAGAUAAAAGUUGUACUUAGGGGAGAACCAUGUGAUAUUUUGAGGUGAAACUUCUUUGGAAUAGGCCUUUUAUUCCAACAUAUCAUACAAUAUUUCAGAUUAUUACAGUCAAAUGGUCUCUCCCCAUACCACAAUUUUUAAUCCAAAGUUCAUGCAGUGCCUUAUAGUAACUAAAACCAUUUUUAUUCCAACUAAUGAGAUUUUAGAGGGGACAUUUCAAACUUGAAUACUUUUUAACCUAAAAGAGGCCAAAUAGACAUAUAGAAAUUAUGUAUUUUGUAAAGUUUUGUUUAUUGACACAAUAUAUACUCUGGCCAUUCUAGUUUAUGGUUGUAAGGAAAUUUGUUAAAAACAAUAGUAUAGAGAGUCCCUGUUUUACUGCAUCAAUUUUGAAAUGUCCCCUUUGUACCAGUUGCAGGGCCAACUGGCAUUUUAUAGACAGUUUAAAUUUUGUGCAAAUAUCCUCUGAAUGAUGUUAGAAAUUGCUUUCCUCCAAUGAUUUGUUGUUUUACUGAAAUAUCGAUCCUCCUUUAAUUGUAACUUGUGGAAAUUGAAUGUUAAUUGUUAAACUGAAUUUAACAAUAAUAAUUUGACUUUUUUUCAUUUUCUGCUGGUAAGUGGCUCGCCUCUGACCAUGUAUUAACAAUUGUUAAACUUUACUUAAUCUGUCAUUUUACAUCUAGUGUCUUAAUCAGUCUUUAAAUUACAAAUAGCAAAUCAUUCAGGGAGAAUUUGACAGCAAUUCGACAUUGCAAUGUUUACUUACAGACAUCAGAUAGCAAACCUUGUGUCAUAUGUAAUAGUUUACACUUGUCUGUUGAUUCUGCAAGUAGUCUACUUUUAUAGUUUUUAAUCCUGGUUUAAAAAAAAAACUCCUUGUAUUUUGGGGGUUUAGCAUGCGCUUGUAGUUAUUGUUCCCUUGAGAGAAUGCAAAAGGAAAACUUUUCCUGCAUCAAAAGAUUUUGUUGGGGAGAGUGUGACUGUUUCCCAUGAUGCAUUUUUGUUUAGCUAAACUCUAUGUGCACAUGUGUUGUUAUGGUUUUUACCUUGUUGCAAAGAAUUAGCUAUGAUUAUAUAAUUGAUAAUGAUUAUAUUGCUUUAAUUGUUGCAAAGUGCCUCGCACAAGGAAUGCUUGCAAUAGAAAUGAUUUGUUCUUGAAUACAUCUUCAAAUCAGGAAUUCUAACGCUUUCUGUAGUUUGCUAGGGUGAUAACGUUAGUCUCUAGGAUUGCAUUUUCAAGUUUUAGUUUGAUUUUUUAAUGCUUUCUUUCACAUAGUGUUUUGACAGCAUGGUUGGUUGUGCACAAAUUUCAGAGAAACAUGUAAGAAGAAGAUGGUACUUUUGUUGAUAAAGUACAAAAUACUAUUUAUACUCUUGACACUAAAACUGCUUUUGGCAAAAAAAGUAAAUGAAGAAUCAGCGGUGUGGAAUAAGGUGAUGUUUUCAUGCCAUUGUGACAGAAGCAGCUGUACAUUUGCUGGUAUUUUGGUGUUAGUGUUGAAGAAAGAUGUAUAAAUUUGUCACUUUGGAGAUAAAUUGCAAUAAAGUUUGUUGUUUCCGAUUU
This is a messenger RNA of Branchiostoma floridae (Florida lancelet), 6064 nucleotides long. Its product is annotated as fibrillin-2-like. Gene Ontology annotation, molecular function: calcium ion binding. Bases 154 to 2904 code for a protein of 916 amino acids. NCBI's taxonomy places the organism in Eukaryota, Metazoa, Chordata, Leptocardii, Amphioxiformes, Branchiostomatidae. The transcript has 24 exons. The record is from RefSeq and is a predicted model, not a curated record.